Saprolegnia parasitica CBS 223.65 is the source of this 390-nucleotide messenger RNA. RefSeq lists its product as hypothetical. NCBI's taxonomy places the organism in Eukaryota, Oomycota, Saprolegniomycetes, Saprolegniales, Saprolegniaceae. The transcript has 2 exons. The record is from RefSeq and is a predicted model, not a curated record. Bases 1 to 390 code for a protein of 129 amino acids.
AUGGGGCUGCGUCGUCGGGGGCUAGAGCUGCGACGACCACGGCUUGGCUGCGACGUCCACGGCUUGGGCUGCGACGAUCGCGGCUCGGACUGCGGCGACCGCGGCUCGGACUGCGGCGACCGCGGCUCGGACUGCGACGUCCACGGCUCGGACUGCGACGACUGGGGCUCCGGCGACGAGGACUGCCGCUCCGGCGGGGAGGGCUCGGGCUCCGACAGCGGGGGCUCGGGCUACGACGGCGAGGACUGGGGCUCCGACGGCGAGGACUGGGGCUCCGGCGACGAGGACUGCCGCUCCGACGUUCGCCUUCCGGGCUGCGGGGACGAGGGCUACGACGACGCGGGCUUUCCUCACGCUUGUUCGGGCUCGGUGUGCGACGCUUGGGGCUAG